This is a messenger RNA of Nezara viridula (southern green stink bug), 3426 nucleotides long. Lineage: Eukaryota; Metazoa; Arthropoda; Insecta; Hemiptera; Pentatomidae. The record is from the annotation of a GenBank genome assembly.
CAAAGAAUGCCAAGGGUUGUAAAGUGGUUUAAAAUUGUAUUCUUACGUCAAUUUGUUUACUAGUAUAUUUUAGUGACCGAUCAUGGGGUCCAGUAAGAAAAGUAAGAAGGAAAAAGAAGAAAAGUCUAGUGAAAAACCAUCAGCCCUCAGGUUGAUUCUGAAGUUUGAAGGAUCAUCAGAAAGUAAUGAACCGGCUGUAAAUAAUGUGACAGAUCCAUCUGAUGAGUCUAUACAGUCAGCUAAUUCUCUGGAUAAGAAUUCCAAAAAGAAAGAAGGCAGUGAUCAAAAGAAAAAGAAGAAAAAGAAAAAACUAAAGACUAAUGGUCCCCAAAAUGGAAAUUUGUCAAUAGUGCUAGAAGCAUCUGAAUUACCUGUUAAGGAAAAUGCAAAUAAACCUGAAACUCAGUCAGAACGUGAAAAGCGUCUUGGAGUACCAUCUUUGCGGCAAAAACAAAAUAAAACUCCACUGCAAAGGCUUUUGGAUUAUUUACAGCAACAACUUGAAGACAAAGAUACUCUCCAGGUUUUUGCUUGGCCUGUUACUGACCAGAUUGCUCCUGGAUAUUCAAAAGUGAUAAAAACUCCUAUGGAUUUUUCAACUAUGCGACAAAAAAUUGAAGAUAAUGCUUAUUCCACAUUAAAUGCAUACAUAUCUGAUUUUCAGUUAAUGUGUAACAAUGCAAUGCAAUACAAUCGUCAAGAUACCAUGUACUUUAAGUCUGCAAAAAGAUUAUUACAUUCUGGAAUCAAAUUUCUUAGUGUUCAAAAACUACGGCAACUUGCUCGUACCCUUCCCCUUAUAAAGCAAAUCUCACCAGAACAACUUGGCUUUGAUUUAGACUCUGGUGAGCCGAUUGACUUCGAAGAUGAAAACAGUUUAGACGAAUCUGAUGAAGCAGAGAAAAAAGAUAUACCUAGAAAAAGGCGCCAUAGUUCACUUGAUGAAAUACAUGGUGAUCUUACACCGGAACAAAUACUAGAGCUUGCUCAAAAAUCUGCCUGUUCUUAUGAUGAGAGGGAAUUUUUAAAACGACGGAAAACCACUUUUAGUAUGGGAUUCUUGAGACAGAGGCAGGAUGGUAGUACUUCUUUAGCUAUUUUUGUGCCUGGUGAAGGUGUUGAUCCAGACAGACCAGGAGAAAGAGUAGUUACUUUAGGACAGCUGAUUGGAAAACUCAGUCAUGGUACUGGUCAACUACAGGGUUUUAGAGAACAUAGGCGAAAUAUUGCUAAAGCUGUAAAACCUCUUAAUUAUGGUGCAUUUAGUUCAUAUGCCCCUUCCUAUGAUUCAACAUUUGCCAAUUUGUCAAAAGAAGAGUCAGAUCUUGUUUAUGAAACUUAUGGAGAAGAAACAUCCGGAUAUGUUGAUAAUGUUUUAAAUUUAGCUAAAGUUUGUGAUUAUACAUUAGUAAUGGUAGAUAAUUUGCUUGAUCUAAUGACGGGUGGUGAGUAUAGAAAGUCAAAAAAUGUUAUUGAUGAACAGAAGAAAUUUCAAGAAGAAGAAGAAAGAGUUCGAGAAUUAAUUGAAAAUAAAGGAGCUGUUAAUUCUAAUCAUUCUGAUUUAUCUAAUACUAAAAUUGAAUUUGAUCAGUUGAAAACUCUUUCAGAUCUUGGAAUAGAUACUUCAUUUUUGAAAGAAUUUGAGGAAAUUAAUGCAAAUGCUAAUCCAGUUCAAUCCAAACUUGACUCAACAUCGCAACUUUUGGAGAAACUUCAGCAAGUUCAAAAUGAGAGGCUCUCUGCUCCUCAGCCGUCUCAUUUAAGCCAGAUUUCUCACCCAUCAGAUACUGAACUGAAUUUGGCAGACAAAAUUGUUGAAAGUUUGACAGAAAUGGCUAAGCAAGCGCCACCUGCCGCAAUAAUACCUGUACCAGGAAUCAGGAAAGCUAUGGGCGUUGUACCUGAUACUGUAGAUAACUCCACUAAUGGUAAUGGGAAUGAUUCUUCAAACACAAAUCUAGAUUGUGUUAAUUUAUCAGAAGAAGAAACAUCCAAUAGCAUCGGAAUUGCUGAGUUAGAUUCAGAUAUUAGAGACUUCUUAGAAAACAAUUCAUCAAUGAAUUUUUCAGUGCGUAAAGAAAAGAAUCUGGAAGAAAUGCAAACAGACUAAUAAUUUUUAUGGAACUGAGCUGUUUGUGAAAUGUUAAAACUAGUCCCAAGUUUUUUUUUUUUUUUUUAUGUGACCUAUGUGUAAUGCCACUGUUACUUAUUAUAAUUAGUCCAUCUUCAAUACUUAAUAUAAAGUGUUGUUAAUUAUGAGUAACUAAGGUAUUAUUGUAUUAAAUUUAUAAUCAAAACUUAUUUAUUUUUGUAUUUAAUUUUUUUAAAUUAUCAAGUUCCUUUUUUUUUCUUUAUUGUACAACUUUUUUUUGUUAAAAAAAGAUUGUGUAAUUUUUUAAUAUUUAAUAUUUUUGAGAUUAGCAGUAUUGUUUAUAUAUAAUUAUUUGUAAUGCUUUAUAAAUUUUAAUUGAAGGAAUCGAAUAUUAAUGUUUUAUUGCGAAGUUAAAAAUUGUAGUAAGAAAAAUUUGGAUGAGAUAAUUGUUAAAUGUGAUGCCCUUUGAGUCCAUUAAAGGUUACUAAAUCGAUUUUUUAAUUAGUUUAUAUUUAAUAUUAAUCACGAAUGCCUAAAUUCUUAAACUCUCAAUUCUAAUAUGGUACAAUGUGUAGUUCUUCACUCAAAAAUCAUUACAAUCAUUGUAUUUCUUGCAGUCUGUUUCUUUUCUGUUCUUUUAUUUAUUCAUUUUUAUUUUUAUGAGAUAUUUGAUUGAAAUUAUACAUUUAUUUGAAAUUUAAGAACUUAUUAUUGUUCGGUGUUUCUUUGAAGUAUUACAUCAUUAAUAUGCUGAAUCUGACCAGACUUUGAUGCUUUACUUUUAACCAUAAAAUAAUUUUAAAAAAUUACAUUCCCUUUGAACAAGAAUUAAUGCUUGAAACGUGAUUGUAUUUUGGUUUCAAAAAUUAAAUUUGUGAGUCAUUUUUAAUGUUCUUGUUUAAUAAUUUAAGAAUUGUUAACUUGUUGUUAAGUACAUAUUGUUGGUUUAUUGCAAAAAGUCAGGUAGAAUUUUGAUGAAGUUAAACUUUUAUAUAUAUUUUUGCAAAUUUCAACCUUAUUUAUUGAUACAAAACACAGUAAGUGCAUCUAAAUCACACAAAUCCUUUAAUACGUUACAUACGAGUGCAGAAAUGAUUUGCAGAGGAAAAAUUCAUCAAAGUACUUAGCGAUUUCAUUUAAUGAAAUCACUUUUUCUAAUAAACCGACGAUCUUGUCAUUAAUAAAUAAUAGAGAAUCAGAUAAGGUAUGAUGUUCUCUUGUUUGAAAUAGACUUACAAAGAUUUUUCUUAAAGAAGUAUUUAUUUAAUUAAUUUUUAAUGUACAUGUUAGACUAAUUACAUUCUGUAUGUACUUAGAUGUUGAAAAUAUUGAGA